AUGUCUCAAGACUCCUGUACUCUCAAUGCUGAUGGCACCCUCAAGGAUGCCUCUGAAAUCAAGUUCUACAAUGAUCCUGAUGAUGAUGUCCCAUUGCCACAGGUCCCAUCGACAGAAUCCACAAGAAAUGCCUUCUCCAUUCUACUCAAUGCUGGACACACCCCAGCAACUGUUGCAGCUGGUUCUUGGCACUCUGGCCGCCCUUUAAAGCCCUCAGCUUGUGUUCAUGAUGCUGACAAUGCCUCCAGGGCAUUCUUCCAAAAGACUUGUGAGGAAGAGGGCAUCCCCAUUCGUGAGAUUUUGGCCUGGGUGAGAACAUGCUGGGCAUCUUUGUUUAAGUGCCUCAAAUGCUUCUUGUCUCUUUGCCUGGCCAUCAACCACUUCACUCUUCUCACUGAUGAGAGUGAUGAAGUCCUGAAGUUGCACGACAAGUCAUAUGGCAACUUCAAGCUUGAUUGA
Messenger RNA from Suillus subaureus, 459 nucleotides. RefSeq lists its product as uncharacterized. Bases 1 to 459 code for a protein of 152 amino acids. The transcript is spliced from 3 exons. The record is from RefSeq and is a predicted model, not a curated record. NCBI's taxonomy places the organism in Eukaryota, Fungi, Basidiomycota, Agaricomycetes, Boletales, Suillaceae.